This is a messenger RNA of Cyprinodon tularosa, 2857 nucleotides long. It is a transcript of the gene pygma, whose product is annotated as phosphorylase, glycogen, muscle A. Gene Ontology annotation, molecular function: pyridoxal phosphate binding; glycogen phosphorylase activity. The transcript is spliced from 20 exons. Gene Ontology annotation, cellular component: cytoplasm. Gene Ontology annotation, biological process: glycogen catabolic process. Bases 1 to 2529 code for a protein of 842 amino acids. NCBI's taxonomy places the organism in Eukaryota, Metazoa, Chordata, Actinopteri, Cyprinodontiformes, Cyprinodontidae. The record is from RefSeq and is a predicted model, not a curated record.
AUGUCCAAGCCUCUGUCCGACCAUGAUAGGAAGAAACAGAUUUCAGUGAGGGGCCUUGCUGGCGUUGAGAACGUCACAGAUCUGAAGCUGAACUUCAACAGACAUCUUCACUUCACGCUAGUUAAGGACAGGAAUGUGGCCACCAAACGGGAUUACUACUUUGCUCUUGCCCACACGGUGCGAGACCACUUGGUGGGCAGGUGGAUCAGAACCCAGCAGCACUACUAUGAAAAAGACCCCAAACGUGUGUACUACAUCUCCCUGGAGUUCUACAUGGGCCGCACACUCCAAAAUACCAUGGUCAACCUUGCACUGGAGAACGCCUGUGAUGAGGCCAUGUACCAGAUGGGUCUGGACAUGGAGGAGUUAGAGGAGAUGGAGGAAGAUGCUGGACUGGGUAAUGGAGGCCUGGGUCGUCUUGCUGCCUGUUUCCUGGACUCAAUGGCAUCACUGGGUCUGGCUGCAUAUGGUUAUGGCAUUCGUUAUGAAUUCGGCAUCUUCAACCAAAAAAUCCUCAAUGGAUGGCAGGUGGAGGAGGCCGAUGACUGGCUGCGCUAUGGCAACCCCUGGGAGAAAGCUCGACCAGAGUACACUCGCCCGGUUCACUUUUAUGGCAGAACUGAGCAUCACCCCGAUGGCGUCAAAUGGGUGGACACUCAGGUAGUCCUGGCUCUGCCGUAUGACACGCCUGUGCCUGGCUACAGAAACAACGUUGUGAACACCAUGAGGCUAUGGUCUGCUAAAGCUCCUUGCGAUUUCAACCUUAAAGACUUCAAUGUUGGUGGCUACAUUCAAGCGGUUUUGGACAGGAACUUGGCUGAGAACAUUUCUCGUGUGCUUUACCCCAACGACAAUUUCUUUGAAGGAAAGGAGCUCCGUCUGAAGCAGGAAUACUUCGUGGUGUCUGCCACCCUGCAAGACAUCAUCCGUCGUUUCAAGGUCUCCAAGUUUGGCUCGAGGGAGAUCGCUCGCACUGACUUCAGCAAACUGCCUGACAAGGUUGCAAUCCAACUAAAUGACACCCACCCUGCAAUGGCUAUUCCUGAGCUGAUGAGAGUUCUUGUUGAUGAGGAGAAGCUGGCUUGGGAACAGGCCUGGGAUAUUUGUGUGAGGACCUGUGCCUACACCAACCACACAGUCCUUCCAGAAGCUCUGGAGCGCUGGCCAGUAGACCUGUUUGCCCACCUGCUGCCCCGUCACCUGGAAAUAGUCUAUGAGAUCAACCGUCGCCACCUGGAGAAAGUUGCUGCCAAGUUUCCAGGAGACCAUGAUCGUCUUCGCCGGAUGUCGCUGAUUGAGGAGGGUGGGCAGAAGAGGAUUAACAUGGCCCAUUUGUGCAUCGUUGGUGCUCACGCUGUCAACGGUGUAGCCCAGAUCCACUCUGAUAUCCUGAAAGCUACGAUCUUUAAGGACUUCUAUGAAAUGGAGCCCCACAAGUUCCAAAAUAAGACGAACGGCAUCACCCCUCGCCGCUGGCUGGUCAUGUGCAAUCCCGGGCUGGCUGAGGUCAUUGCAGAGAGAAUUGGGGAAGACUUCAUUCGUGAUCUUGACCAACUGAAACGUCUCCGGGACUUUGUGAACGAUGAUGCAUUUAUUCGGGAUAUCGCCAAAGUGAAACAGGAGAACAAGCUGAAGUUCGCUGUGCAUUUGGAGGAGCACUACAAGGUGAAGAUCAAUCCCAACUCCAUGUUUGACGUCCAAGUCAAGAGAAUCCAUGAAUACAAGAGACAGCUGCUGAACUGUCUCCACAUCAUCACCUACUACAACCGCAUCAAGAAAGAGCCAAACAAGCAGUGGACUCCAAGGACCAUAAUGAUUGGAGGAAAGGCCGCUCCUGGAUACCACACAGCCAAGAUGAUCAUCCGUCUGGUCACAGCUAUCGGGGAGGUGGUCAACCACGAUCCAGUGGUUGGAGAUCGCCUGAAGGUCAUCUUCUUGGAGAACUAUAGAGUCACACUGGCAGAGAAAGCCAUCCCAGCAUCAGACCUGUCAGAACAAAUCUCUACAGCCGGCACUGAAGCCUCCGGGACUGGCAACAUGAAGUUCAUGCUUAACGGAGCCCUGACCAUUGGCACCAUGGACGGAGCUAAUGUUGAGAUGGCAGAAGAAGCUGGUGACGGCAAUCUCUUCAUCUUUGGCAUGAGAGUGGAAGACGUUGAUGCACUUGACAAGAAAGGAUACCAUGCUGAGGAAUAUUACAACCGGCUGCCGGAGCUAAAGCAGGCCAUUGACCAAAUCGCUAAUGGCUACUUUAGCCCAAAACAGCCAGACCUGUUUAAAGAAAUAGUCAACAUGCUGAUGCAUCAUGACAGGUUCAAGGUCUUUGCUGAUUAUGAAGACUACAUCAAAUGCCAGGAGAAAGUCAAUGCUCUGUACAAGAACCCCAAGGAAUGGACCAAGAAGGUGAUCUACAACAUUGCUGGAUGUGGCAAGUUCUCCAGUGAUCGCACCAUUGCCCAGUAUGCUCGUGAGAUCUGGGGCAUGGAGCCCACGCUUGAGAAACUGCCUGCCCCUGAUGAUAAGCAAUAAACUCUUCAUGAAAGCCAACACAUAUACAGCUUCUCACCCUGGCUGUGAUACCUUAUGAAACUGAAAUUGUUGGAUCUAUAAUGUCAGGCAAGAAGCCCCCACAAGCUUGCAUCCACAGCAAAUUAAAGCCUUGGAGAGUUUACAUUUCUUCUUACCUCCAUAUUAUCAAUCCAGAUUAGAUGCUGAUGAAGGAAAACUCUUGCAUUUUGAUUUGGAGAUGUAGGAGUUGGUGUGUAUGAUAUAAAGUGGAUUGGAAAAGCUUUGUGGUGGGCUUUGUAUAUUUUAUGCAGAUUUUUUUUUAUUAAUAAAAUAGUUCCUGUUGUAUAUC